Messenger RNA from Lycium ferocissimum, 1876 nucleotides. RefSeq lists its product as uncharacterized. Gene Ontology annotation, biological process: positive regulation of ERAD pathway. The coding region runs from base 165 to 1571 and encodes 468 amino acids. Lineage: Eukaryota; Viridiplantae; Streptophyta; Magnoliopsida; Solanales; Solanaceae. The transcript is spliced from 9 exons. The record is from RefSeq and is a predicted model, not a curated record. Gene Ontology annotation, molecular function: ubiquitin protein ligase activity.
UUUUCAAUACGUCGAUUCUUUUUGAUUUUUCUUAAAGACGCGUUGACUGUAAGGAUAAAAUGUUAAUUAGGGGUUGUUAAUUGGGAGGAUUAAUUAUCCGUUUGAUCGUAUUAGUUUCUUCCACGGCGUUUCCAUAUCGAAGGGUUGGGUCUAGGGUUAGGGCGAUGCGAAUGGAAGCGUCUGGUGCAAAUUCGGACGCACACAGAGGUAUUUCUUCAUCGAGUAGUAACAAUAUUGGUAAUUCUAGAAGGCAUGGAGUACAAUUAUCUGCUGCUAAUUUAUUGCGUUCGCCAUUAUCGACGUUGUUGGAAUAUUCUGGAAUUCUAAGGACAAGAUCAAGUGAUUCAGAAUCGGAUAGUUUGAUAAACAGUGGGGUCACUUCUAGCUACCGCGAUCAAUUUCAGCCCCGCGUGGAUGAUUCUGGGGCAUCACCAGCUUCUGCCGGUGGCUCCGGUGAAGUUUCCAUUAGGAUUAUCGGUGCUGGCGAGCAGGAUGGGCCACUGAGGGAAGCGGAUGGGCAAAAUGAUGUUUUGGGGAGGCCAAUUUCGAGGUCGGGGUCUGCAGCUUCGGUGGGAGCAUUGGAGAGUCAAACGGGUGAUAGAGGGGCGGGAGAUGGAGUCUCGCAGCAGGUGAAUGGAAACGCUGAUACAGGGCCUACAGAUGCUAAUAAUAGGGAGUCUUCUUACCAAAGAUACGAUAUACAACAAGCUGCAAGGUGGAUCGAGCAAAUUAUUCCGUUCUCUUUGCUUUUGUUGAUUGUUUUCAUUCGACAGCAUUUGCAAGGUUUUUUUGUUACAAUUUUGAUUGCGGCUGUCAUGUUCAAGUCAAAUGAUAUUGUAAAGAAGCAGACUGCACUUAAGGGUGAGAGGAGAAUCUCUGUUCUGGUUGGCGUAUGUCUUUUGUUCGGCGGUUAUGUAAUUGGGUUUUAUUGGUGGUACCGUAAUGACGAUCUUUUGUCUCCGUUGCUGAUGCUUCCACCAAAGGCCAUACCUCCUUUUUGGCAUGCUAUCUUCAUGAUCAUGGUGAACGAUACUUUGGUCCGCCAAGCAGCAAUGAUCUUCAAAUGUCUUCUGCUGAUGUAUUACAAGAAUAGCAGGGGCCGUAACUACCGUAAGCAGGGUCAAUUGUUAACUUUGGUUGAGUACCUUCUACUGCUAUAUCGCGCUUUGCUCCCAGCUCCAGUUUGGUAUCGUUUCUUUUUGAACAAGGAAUAUGGAAGCCUCUUUUCAUCAUUAAUGACGGGGCUGUAUCUAACUUUCAAGCUUACUUCUGUUGUCGAGAAGGUCCAAUCCUUCUUCACAGCUUUGAAAGCACUGUCACGUAAGGAGAUUCAUUAUGGAGUAUAUGCGACUUCUGAACAGGUCAAUGCUGCUGGGGAUCUCUGUGCUAUUUGCCAGGAGAAAAUGCAUACGCCAAUCUUACUACGUUGUAAACAUAUAUUCUGCGAAGACUGUGUGUCUGAAUGGUUUGAGAGGGAAAGGACGUGCCCUCUGUGCAGGUCUUUAGUAAAACCUGCCGAUCUAAAAUCUUUUGGUGAUGGUUCAACUAGUCUCUUUUUCCAAUUAUUCUAAAGAGAUGGAUGUCGAUGAAAGGGAGUCUCUUCAAAGCUGCCAACUCACUACGAGCAGCUAUAGCGGAUCACCCAUCCACGGAAAGCAUAUUGACUCUUUAGAUAACAGAUCUAUUGCCUCCAGAAAGUAGUAAAUGGCUUAACACACUCUCUGAGGCCAUUGUUUAUAAUGCAGUUCCAUACAAGGAGCGGGCUAUUGUUCAUACGUCUGUGAGGAGAAAAUGUUUGUAUCAUCAGUCCAUUAGUCAACAGAAUUCCCAAUUGUACAAUGUAUGAAAUAGUGUAGUAGUCAUAUUUAUCUUUCUA